ACCAGCGAGAUGACAGUAGCAAUUUGUGAAAAAUGCUAUAAUAUUUCUUGAAAAAUAAAAACAUAUAUAAUGUAUGUAUAUGUUCUUACCAUCAAAUGAUUGUAUUCCAUAUUUUGUUGCGCUUUUUUUGUAUUUUGGGGGGUUUAUUUUCAAGUAGGGUUUUUAUUUUGUCCUCGGUUGGUUCAACACAUUCCGCCAUUUUAUUUUUCUCUACCCACGGUAUAUGAGCUGAUAGCCUAGUUGGAGAGUAGCCAAUCAGAGUGCACGAUUGCUCAUAUCCAGUGAAUGUGGGUAGACUAAAAAGUUCUAUAUCUAUUCUGUGGAAUAAGCCAUUUCUCAAAGAGGUCCCUGGCACAUUAUUUAGAGUAAACAGAUGAUACAGAUUUGCACAGAUAUUAGUCAGUUGCUGAGUUUGUUAAUCAUAGCUAAGACACUUUAAACUGGAAUUUUGCUGAUAAAACAAGGUACACCCUUCACGAUACGUAAUGCAUUAUAUUUAAUUUCAAUACCAGAGGAAUAACAGUACAUAAUUUAAAUAUUUAUUUAAUACCACGUUAUUAUACUACAAUAUUUAUGUAAAAACUUGAACUAUUUUACAAUUCCACAGUGUGUGUGAAUCCAAUGCAAUGCUUCACAUGAAGUAAAUUUUAGAUGUAUGAAGUAAUUUAAUAUAAAACAACCACAACACGUGAUGCAACAGUAAUUUUAUUUGUUUUUCUUUCUUUUUUUUAAGAAGUACAGUUGAAAAUCAGAGGAAAUGAAAUACUUGGCGAUGUUGGAUCUUGACUUGGCAUACAAACUGUGAACUAUGGAGAAAGCUGGGCCAGGUUUCCUGACCAAUCACACCACUUCAAAUGAUACAGCUAACCAAUGGAGACCCACAAAGCCUACUCCACCAAGCAUGGAGGAAGUCAUCCACUCCGAGUCCCAAAUUAAACAUCUAGUGGGGUUGUUUGGCAUGGUGACCCUUAACCUUGCAGCCCUGCUUGGCAACACUGGAGUUAUUUUAGCCAUUGCCCGAGCUCCACACACAAAGAAAUAUGCAUUUGUGUGCCAUCUUUGUGCAGUGGAUUUGCUUUCUGCCAUAUUACUGAUGCCUCUUGGAAUAGUAUCGAGUUCUCCAUUCUUCAGUACUGUGACAUUUACAGUUCUGGAGUGCCAGGUCUACAUCUUUCUCAACGUGUUUCUGGUCUGUGCGUCUAUUCUUACUGUAACCGCCAUUAGUGUGGAACGCUACUAUUACAUUGUUCAUCCCAUGCGCUAUGAGGUAAAGAUGACCAUACACCUCGCUGUUGGAGUAAUGGUAUUCAUUUGGGUGAAAUCUUUGCUUUUAUCACUUGUUACCUUACUUGGUUGGCCAGCAUAUGGGAAUCAAAGCUCCAUUGCCGCUACUCAUUGCUCUUUGCACUGGAGUCAUAGUCGUCUCAGAAAAGUGUUUGCCGUUCUUUUCAGUGUGGUGUGCUUCCUUGUUCCGGCACUCGUGAUUUUCGCUGUGUACUGUAAUGUCUACAAGGUAGCACGGUCAGCUGCAAGACAACACGUUCCCAUGCCCCCCUGGCCCCCUAAUCCAGCUAAGUGUCGUUCGGAUUCUAUUAACAGUCAGACUACCAUCAUCACUACUACACGGAGUCUGCCUCAGAGACUGUCCCCUGAGAGGGUAUUUGGAGGAAGGAAGGCUGCCUUCACACUCGUGGUCAUUGUCGGGCAGUUCCUGUUGUGCUGGCUUCCAUACUUCGGCUUCCACCUUCACAUGUCCAUCACAGCACCACUCCAGAGUCCAGGAGACAUCGAGGAGAUUGUGACCUGGUUGGCAUACUCCUCUUUUGCAGUGAACCCAUUUUUCUAUGGACUGCUCAAUAGGCAGAUUCGUGAGGAACUCAUAAAGCUGAGGAAGUGCUGCGCUUCUAACAGGCCUGUGGAAUUUGGAGGCUCUAGUCAUGAAGGGUCCAUCCAGGAGAACUUCCUGCAGUUCCUACAGAGGACCAGCAGCAAGACUGAGACCAACAGGUCCAGCUGUGCUAACUCCAGCCCCAGAAACACCCUGGACCAUGGUGUCAGGAUACCCGGACAGAUCCCUGAGGAGUGACUAGGAGUCUUCAGACUGAACAUGUGCAUUCUGUCAUAUCAUUUAGUUGCAUAUAUUUGGAUAAAAAGUGGGACUUUGGAAAUGUUUGUGUUGUACUAGAUGAGUGUUACAUUUAACCUAAGCCAUAUUAAUACUGAUGAAUGUACAUAUGAGCCCAUCAAAAGGUACCAUUUUUGUUGUGCAAUGGAUAUGGUAAUAAGGAUGUCUAAAGUACAGUAAUUUAGGAUUUAUUAUCCACUUUGGGUACUUUCUGGUCAUCACCCUUACUUUGAAAACUAAAGGCAAUAACAAUAAUUCAAUAUUAAAUGUAACUGUUUUUAGGUAAUAAUAUGGCUUAAAAGAUACUUUUCCAAAAGAAACAAACAAUACAAUUAUAAAUCCUCCUGAAAUCCUGUUUUCAUAUUAUUUUCCUAGUUGUGUGACAUUGACAGAAUAGACCUUAGUCUUCCGGUAGGCUCCGGUAUAUCUUGCUAAUUCCAUCUGCCCGUCACCAUGGAAAUGUGGCGAGACUGAGUCUUGCAUAGCAACAGGGUUCUUUAGAGCUCAGUUCUGCUUGCAAAUUGUAUAAAAUAAAGUGUCCCGUGUAGCUUUCCAACCAAACUAAGCAGGAAUAAUACAUUACCUGCAGCUCAUCAUGAACUGUACAUUCACAGUGUACCUGGAUGUGGAAAACCGCUUUUGCUGUUUCUGUCCAAAUCCAUUUAUUACAGCAAGAGACAGAACCAUGCUGGUUUGAAGGACUGAAAAUCAUUACCAUGCAACAAAAGUGCUCAGGCAGAGAUAACACCAUGGGUUUUAUGGGCUUUUUGCUGUUUGUGGAGGACCAUUACAAACAGAGAAUGAAAAGUCCGGAGUAGGCUGGUUUGUCCACAGCAAACAGGAAUAAUACCUGGGUUAAAUGUGCUUUCAUUAUGUAGCUAAGGCUGUGUAAUAUAUAAUGAAGGUAGUAUACUGUAUGAGUGGUAUGUAUGCAUGUAAACAUAUAGAUACACACAUACUGAAGACAUUUUAAAUCACCUUUUCACUCAAAAUUUAAAAACAGUGUAUAUUACACAGCUUAGUGACAUUUUAUAUCAUAAAUUUGAAACACCAUUUUAAAUUUACGACCAUUGCGUUAGAAAUUGCUCCUUCAAAAUCUUCAUUAGAGAUUCAAUAGAGAGCGACCUUGCCUGCAACUUCAAACAAUGAGACAGCCAUUGGGGCUGAGAGAGAGAGAGAGAGAGAGAACAAGAGAGCAAGUGAACAAGAGACCGAUGCACGUGGGACAUGAUUAGGCAUUCAUAAUCUUGAGCGUCCCUGUCACAAUCAAAACAAGGCCGGAACAAAACAACAUCUGAAAUGAUUUAAAUACGCUGAGGGAAAAUGAUUAAAGAGGGGAAGAUGGGGAAGGGAUGGUACACAACUGCCCUUUUUGUCUCUCUGAAUGGUGCAAAGAAAAUGAGUUGUGCUAUCUGUCCUAGUGUGGUCACAGAUCUCAGAAAUGCACCUAGUGCCUAUGUAUCUUCUUCUUUCGGCUGCUUCUGUUAGGAGUCACCACAACAGCUCAUCAUGAUCUACAUAUUUGAUUUGGUAAAGGUUUUUACACCGGAUGCCUUUCCUGACACAACCCUCCCCAAUCUAUUCAGGCUUGAGACUGGCACUAAGUGACUGGGUAUUUUACCUAAUCUGCAUGUCUUUGAACUGUCGGAGGAAACCAGAGCAUUGGGAGGGAACCCACACAGCCACGGGGAGAACAUGCAAACUCCACACAGAAAGGCCCUCCCAUCAGCCGUGAGGUUUGAACCUGGAACCUUCUUGCUGUGAGGUGACAAUACUAACCACUGCAUCACCGUGCCAACCAUCUAGUGGCCAAAAAUAAUUCCAUUCUGAACCUCAUAAAUGAAGCAUGUCAUUAUUACACAGAAAGCUUGCACACUGAAAGCCUAAAUCAUUUUACUUGAUUAUAAAACUAAAUAAUAGUGUGUUAAGUGAAGUCAGGGCAAAUUCUACAAUGGCCUAUACGGUAAGUGUGUAUAUAUACUACCACGCAAUAGACCUGGAGUACGACACUGACAGCACAGAAAAUGUGCUUGAUUACACAGAUGCUUUUAUUACUUGCUCCACUACGUGUUUUUUGAUGUUCACACUGAAUGCAUUCCCUGAAGUAGUAAUUAACAAUUCUGGUCAUGUUGCAUAACAUUUAGAACGGGAGAGAUGAGGAGAGGACUCAAAUCAGUGUCUGUUCAAAGUGGUGCAUGAGGAGACAGGGAUGGGGGAUGAAAGAGUGGUGGAGGGCGGGAGGAAACUGCGAGUCAUAUCUGGUUCAUGUACCUCGUGCAAAACAUUGUGUUCUAUUGUGCUAUUGGCAUUAGACAAUUUAAAAUAUUACCGAAUGUUUUCUUUAUUGUGGAUGACAGUAUUAGCAUUGUUAAACAUUAAAUGUGCAACAUGAAUAUGAUCCACAAUAAAAGCAUUUGUUUCAGAUAGAAGAUGAAAAGAUACAUGAUGUUAACUACUGUACGUUUAUACAAAUUAUCCCACUACUAUGAACUGUUAUAUAAGGGAAUUAAGUAUUCUGUUUUAAAGAUAUUUUCAUUUCUCCUCCCAUCUUUAACCAUACAACAUUACCACCUAG
Neoarius graeffei (lesser salmon catfish) is the source of this 4700-nucleotide messenger RNA. RefSeq names its product G protein-coupled receptor 61-like (gene gpr61l). The record is from RefSeq and is a predicted model, not a curated record. Gene Ontology annotation, biological process: G protein-coupled receptor signaling pathway. Gene Ontology annotation, molecular function: G protein-coupled receptor activity. Bases 809 to 2086 code for a protein of 425 amino acids. NCBI's taxonomy places the organism in Eukaryota, Metazoa, Chordata, Actinopteri, Siluriformes, Ariidae. Gene Ontology annotation, cellular component: signaling receptor complex; plasma membrane; endosome. The transcript has a single exon.